CUCUUUUCAACUUCUUUAAAGUGAAGUUUAGAGGGUUGAAAAAAAUGAGUCUUCACCCUUUUUUUUCCGUCUAUACACUCUACCUCCUCUUCUUUCCCAUGUGUGAUCGGCCAGAUGUUAACUGAGGAGAGAGAUGUGAGCGCAGCAGGAGAGAGAGCCAAUGAGAGAGAGAGAGAGAGAGAGAGAGAGAGAGAGAGAGAGAGAGAGAGAGAGAGAGAGAGUGCAGAUAUUAGCAGAGAAGCAGAGUAGAUCCAAAGACAUGCUUCAGGUGUGUGCAGUUGUCUGCUCUGAGGCAUGAGCGUCACGUAGAGUCAGAGAUGAUGAAGACCACCGGCUGCUAGUUGAUGCAUGAUUCAGGUGCCGUGUAGUCCCAGUCUUACCAGUCAUGGCUCUCCUCACCAACGCCGCUCAGCACCUGGGUUCCUAUUACUGCCUGAUCCGACGCAGGUACAAAAGGAGGCGCAAGAAACGCUCCGAACGCAAAGGUGCAGUGGCGGUCAGACUGCUUUCCGGUCAGAACAAACCCGUCGCCAUGGAUAUGGAUGAGGAGGAGAACAUGAGUUCGAGCAGCACUGACGUUAAGGAAAACCGAAACCUGGACAACGUGUCCGGCAAAGAAGGGGUGGGUGUGGCUGAACAGCUGCCCAAUGGAAGCGGCCCGGGCAGUCGAAAACGCCCUCUCGAAGAAGGAAACAAUGGUCACACACACUCCAAGUUUCGUGCCAAGAAGCGCAAGAAAACGCCAGGACCGAUCCUACCCAAGAAUGCGCUGAUGCAGCUCAAUGAAAUCAAACCGGGUCUUCAGUACAAGCUUCUGUCCCAGACAGGACCGGUCCAUGCACCAGUCUUUGUCAUGACUGUAGAAGUCAAUGGACAGUUGUUUGAGGGCAUGGGUCCAACGAAGAAGAAAGCUAAACUGAACGCAGCAGAGAAAGCUCUGCGUUCCUUUGUCCAAUUCCCCAAUGCUUCCGAGGCCCACUUGGCUAUGGGACGAACAUUGACCGUUAACACGGACUUUACUUCAGACCAAGCAGAUUUCCCAGACAUGCUGUUCAAUGGCUUCGAGACACCAGCCGUGCCCGAAGAGUCCUCCUUCUAUGUCGGUUCAAAUGGUAGCAGCUCAUUAAACUCAUUAGGGGAGUAUCCACUGCCCACACCGCCUGGCAGCAACCUUGUCCAGGCGCCACUGCCACCUCCAUCGGCAUUCAGCUCCCCCUCCAGUGGCAAAAACCCUGUCAUGAUUCUCAAUGAACUCAGGCCAGGCCUCAAAUAUGACUUUGUGUCAGAAAGUGGGGAGAGUCAUGCCAAAAAUUUCGUGAUGUCAGUGACAGUGGAUGCACAAACAUUUGAAGGCUCAGGGCGUAACAAGAAGUUAGCUAAAGCCCGGGCAGCGCAGGCCGCACUCUCAGCUCUCUUCAACAUGCAACUAGACCAGACACCAUCCAGGCAGCCCAUACCCAGCGAGGGGCUACAGCUUCAUCUCCCCCAGGUUCUCGCCGACGCCGUCUCCCGACUGGUGGUGGAUAAGUUCAGUGAACUGACUGAAAACUUCACCUCUCCUCAUGCUCGGCGGAAAGUGCUGGCAGGCGUUGUCAUGACAACAGGAACAGAUGUAAAAGAAGCACAGGUAAUUUGUGUUUCUACAGGAACUAAAUGCAUCAACGGUGAGUACAUGAGCGACCGUGGUCUGGCACUCAAUGACUGCCACGCUGAGAUAAUCGCCCGACGCUCGCUCAUGAGAUACCUGUACACCCAGCUGGAGUUCUUCCUCAGCAACAGCAAAGAAGAGAAUCAGAAGUCAAUAUUCAUACACUGUGACAAGGGAGGCUACAAGCUAAAGGACAACAUUCAGUUCCAUCUCUACAUCAGCACCUCACCCUGCGGAGACGCCAGAAUCUUCUCCCCGCAUGAGGCCGGCGUGGAAGACCAAGGAGACAGACACCCCAAUCGGAAAGCAAGGGGUCAGCUCCGGACCAAGAUCGAGUCCGGCGAGGGUACCAUACCUGUGAGGACCAGUAAUACCAUCCAAACAUGGGACGGGGUGCUUCAAGGAGAGAGGUUACUCACUAUGUCCUGCAGUGACAAGAUUGCAAGGUGGAAUGUGGUGGGCAUCCAGGGCUCACUGAUGAGCUACUUCACCGAGCCAAUCUACUUCUCCAGCAUCAUCCUGGGAAGUCUUUACCACGCCGACCACCUCUCCCGGGCCAUGUACCAGCGCAUCGCAGACAUCGAGGACCUGCCCCAGCAGUUCACGCUCAACAGACCUCUUCUCAGCGGGAUAAGCAAUGCAGAGGCCAGACAGCCUGGGAAAGCCCCCAACUUCAGUGUCAACUGGACAGUGGGGGAUCAGGGCCUGGAGGUGAUCAACGCCACCACCGGCAAGGACGACGUAGGCCGAGCCUCGCGCCUCUGCAAGCACGCCCUCUACAGCCGCUGGGUGCGCCUACACUCCAAGCUGUCCUCCGUGUUGCGGAUCAAGGCGCCCAAGCCCGCCUCCUACCACGACGGCAAGCAGGCGGCCGGCGAGUACCACUCCGCCAAGAUGGCGCUCAUCAAGGCGUUCCACAAGGCCGGCCUGGGCGCCUGGGUGAAAAAGCCCAUCGAGCAAGACCAGUUCACGCUCGGCUCCUGAGGGGCGCCGUUUUUACCGAGGGAUUGUGACCCCCGCCCCCUUCCUCCCCCACUCCUCUAAGCCCCGCCUCCCCUGACCCAGGUUUGAAAGAAAGACCCGCCCGCAGGGGACUGUCCGUGUUUGCACGCACUUUCAAUCAACGUGCAUCCUUUCUUAAAACAUCUGGAAAUUGAACCUCGCCGUCGUGUGUUUUCAUGUUGUGUUUUUUUUUACCGACACGCUGGGUUGCAACUGGAGUGUGUAGAAGACGUUGUGCGUUUGUGCAUGUUUUGUCCUAUGAAACCCCCGCCUGCAGACGCACAGGCUGAAGAGAACCUUUCCGUGUCCCUAAUCACGACGACUCUGUUCUCAAACGUAGUGACAGAUGGAACAAAUUAGUAGUAGGAACUAGUGAUCUUAGUAACGUUUCUUAAAAACGGCAGAGGUUUUUGGUUAACUUUUGGGAACAAAAGAGAGUUUCAUUUGUAGACUUCUGAGUUGUUAUCGUGUGUGGAUGUACCUUUUAAAAAAAAAAGGGGGAGGGUUUUUAAGUUUUUUAUUUUUAUUUUUCCUGUCCGUGUUGGCAUGUGCGAGGCACAGUAAGGGAUUCAUAUGGCCCCACUCCUGGUGGAUAUGCUGGAAACGAUGGAAAGCGCCACUCUACAUAGUCAAAAGUUGGAAUUGCAACUGCAGGGGUGUCAAACGUACGGCCCCAGGGCCGGAUCAGGCUAAGUUUUGAGUCCGCUAAGUAUAAAAAUGAACCUGACAUUUUUGAAUGGAAAUAAACGCUGUUCUGAAUGUGUCCACUGGAUGUCGCAAUAGCAAUUAUUUGUAUCGUUGUAGAUGAUGCUACGUAUGUACAAAAUAAACCACAUGAUGUUAGUACAUCAGUCGAGGAAAAUGAUCAAACUACAUAAAUAAUAUACUUUAAUUUGAUUUUGAUAUAAUUUUUUGGUAACACUUUAGUAUGGGGAACAUAUUCUAAACAACAAAGACUUAAUUCAAGUUAUUUGGACACUAGAGGAACAUAUUCUAAGUAACAAACUCUUAAUUUAGAGUUAUUUGGACACUAGGGGAACAUAUUUUAAACAACAAAGACUUAAUUUAGAGUUAUUUGGACACUAGGGGAACAUAUUCUAAGUAACAAACUCUUAAUUUAGAUUUAUUUGGUUAGGGUUAGGGUUAGUAAUGGUAAAUAUGUUCCCCAUACUAAUAAAUAAGGCAGCAAUAAGUACUUAAUAAUGACUAAUUAAGAGCCAAUAUGUUACUAAUUAGCAUGUUAAUAAGCAACUAAUUAAUGGUGAAUAUGUUCCCCAUAAUAAAUAAGGCAGUAAUAAAUACUUAAUGACUAAUUAAGAGCUAAUAUGUUACUAAUUAGCAUGUUAAUAAGCAACUAAUUAAUGGUGAAUAUGUUCCCCAUACUAAAUAAGGCAGUAAUAAGUACUUAAUAAUGACUAAUUAAGAGACAAUAUGUUACUAAUUAGCAUGUUAAUAAGCAACUAAUUAAUGGUGAAUAUGUUCCCCAUACUAAAUUAGGAAACAAUCUAAAGUUGUCUUUAUUUUUAAGUUAUCGUGCCGUGAUUUUUACCAGUCCCGCCCACUUGGGAGUAGAUUUUUUUCCAUGUGGCCCCCCAUCUAAAAUGAGUUUGACACCCCUGCUCUACUGCCAUCUGGCGGCUAAAGUGGAGAAUGCAAACCCAAAUUUUGUCACAUUUCACGUGUCGGGUCAACCGCGAGGAAUGAGGCCAAAUGAAUCCCCUUCCUGCUGUAGGUGUGUGUGUGUGUGUGUGUGUGUCUGUGUGUGUGUGUCUGUGUGUGUGUGUGUGUGAGGGAAGAGAACGAACGCCAGCAUCUUCCUCAAAAGGCAGCUUUCAGUCCACUUUCUAGAUUCGUGCUCGUUUGUGGUUCAUGAGGGAGAAAGAUGCUCACUUUGUUUUGGUUUUAUAGAAUGUGUGUUACACUGCGGCGGAAAACACAAAAAAAGAUCGGUUGGAAUAUUUUUGUUUGUAUGAAAGUACAUACUUGUAUUUAAAAAGUACUCACUAUGCAAACGUUGCCCGAUACGGCGUGUUGAUCAUAUUUACCACACGCGUCCAUUUUGAUGUCGAACGCUGACGUCGCGUAAGCAUGUUCGUUAAAAAAAAAAAAAAAAAAAAAAAAAAAGAUGGAGGCGGGUUUUGAUAUCGAGUCAAUACGAUACUGGUGAUGUGUCGAAUGAUAUCAAAGCAUCGACGCCUCAUGAAACACAAGGAGCGAUCGUGUUCCUCGGGUGUGUGUGUCACUUUAAGGGGAAAAAAAAAAAAACGUGACCGAUACAGCUGCUGUGUCAUGUGACUGUUUAUCAGGAAGCUUCUUCGUGCUAAAUGUCGUCGGUUUCCGUCGCCAUCAUCAAACUAAACGUAGUGACUUUUUUUUAAUCCACUAGAGGGCAGAUGACCAUUCCGAAACAUUAACAGUAUCAGUGCGGUGUCAAUACAGCCAGUGAGUGUGCCACACGCUCAUCACCCAUCACUAGACGAUCCCUUUUACUUCAGUAACUUUAUGCGUGUACCUUGUAUUAACGAUCAUGAUUGUUAGCAGAUGAAUUGAGGACAUGUGUUGAGCAAUAUAUAAAUACAACAAUUUGAGACAAUGGAACAAAAAAAUAUAUACAGAUUUGUAAAAAAAAUAAACAACACAAAUGUUAUGAUAUACCUGAAAAACAAUUCAUGCAAGAACAAACGUGGAAAUAUUGAAUUGGGUUUGUGUGUGAAAGACCAACACAAAACAGUGAAGUACACUAUUAAUAAAUCAUUUUACAUUUUGUGUACACAUUUGUUAAGAAGCAGUUCAUAGUGAAAUUAGUGAUAAUUAUAAAAUUUUAUAUUCAAACAUAUUUUCUUCUUUGCAAAACAGAUCCAUCUUACUCUGAUGAGAUUAAAUCGUCAUAUAUUUCUACUUCCAGACAAUCAGGAACAGAUUAUAACUUGCAGUGCUGUCCAAACAGAGGAUGGAGUUGUUGAAGUGUGAUGAUAAUCUCCUUCCCUCUCUCACUUACCAACAAAAAUGUAUUACUACUAUGAGUUAUAAUCAUUAAAACAGUUCAGUAAUUCGACAAUGAGCUCGGAGUUUAUGCGUUCACUGCCGAUCUCCGGUGUCUUAAUUUGUGCGGUAUAAAACGAGUAAAACAUCAAUACAGGUUUUGUUUUCUUUUUUUUUUUUAUGAAACCCUCUGCUUUUUGAGAGUUACAAUGAACAAAUUCAUAAAAUCACAAGUUGAUUUAAUGUGACCAGAGGAAAAUAAAUCCGCCUAACAACUUUUACGCAAAUUUCUCCAAAAAAAAAAGCUGCAAAUUCAGCAUUUUAGGCUGCACAAAUCACGAGGAAAAAAAGCCUGCUAAUUCAGAGGGGACACAAAUUUUCCAUCGGAUUUAUGUUUGGACUUUAACUGCUCCUUUCUGACACGUGAAAAUGUUUUGUUAAACAUUCUGUUAGAGUUUUGGAUUUUAUGUUUACUUUCGAUAAAUGUGUCAACUUACCAUGUUUUCUAGACUAUAGAGUGCAAGCCACACCCACUAAAUAAGGGAAGAAAAAAAUAUGUUACCAUAUAUUAUACGUUGCAAAAUGAGUUAUUUAUACAGAAAGAUUUUGUAAAUGUUUAUUUACAUAACUUAUUUGUCUCCAAACAGUGUCUGUAACACGGCAGUAAAACGGCUGAUCAAACAAAACAGAAGUCAUUGUCAUUGACUUACCAGCUGCGGAAGAUAGCUCUCCAAUCAGUUAAACAGACUCAAUAAGUUCCCGGUGACAUUUUGGUGAAUUUACUGAAGAAUUUGUGAAACUGAAACAAUAGGUUAAUCAUACUAACACAAACCACUUAUAAACAUGUUAGCAUAUUAGCUAACAACGCUAGCUUGAUUACAUUACGAUAGCAUGUACAAAUAUGCAUGAAAACACUCCUACAGACAUCACACAUGGGACUGUUUAGUAAGUAUGAAUUGUUUUAGUUAUAUUGUAAAACUCACAAAAGUUGCUCGGAGUGAUGAAUGUAGAAUCCAUACGGGUAGAAACUCUAUGGACGAUUAGAAAACGGAACAGCACUCUACUUUUGGUUGUUGAUUGAUUGAUUACAACUUUUAUUAGUAGAUUGCACAGUACAGUACAUAUUCCGUACAAUUGACCACUAAAUGGUAACACCCGAAUACGUUUUUCAACUUGUUUAAGUCGGGGUUCACGUUAAUCAAUUCAUGGUUUAAAGCACUAACUGGAAGGACACUGCAAUGCAGUGAGCAAAUGUGUCUAAAAGAUGGCGCCAUAGCCAUGUAUUGUUUAUUAUUAUUACUACUUUUAUUAUAGCUGUCAGCGAUAAAAACCCAUUAAUUAGCCACUCGGUCUUAUAAGCCGCAGGGUUCAAAGUGUAGGAAAAAAGCAGCAGCUUAUAGUUCGGAAUUUACGAUACUUUUACUAAAGUUUUUACGAAUUUGACUUUUGCAUGUCACACAUUAGUCCUUCAAUCGUAUGCUUUGUGUUGGUCUUUUCACCAAAAAUGUGGAAAAAAAUCCAAAGGUAAUGAAUACUUGUACAAGAUCACAUCAUGAUAGUAUCAACUUGAUACUGAUACCAUUCUUGGUAUCAAUAGUAUUGAUAUUUGGAUCAGUCCAGUUCCAUUAUGCUACAGCGUUACACUGAAUGUAAAAAAACAACAACUCCGCCUCCACAUGGACGCGGUCUGCUUAUUUUUUAGUACAAAAGACAUUUUAGAAUCUACCAAAAUAGAAAAAAAUGGAGCCCUUAUAUUGUCAUGUCUACAGCAGGGAUGUUCAACUAAAUAGUUUUGGCGGCCACAUUUCCAGAAAACUAACUUCUCCCUUCACUACUAGUCUAAAUUUGUUUAUUCCGGAAAACCAGCGUCCUCUACAGUAGACAUUUGAUUUAUUUUGUCAGAGUUACAGAAGUGCUCUGCUGUUUUUAAGGAACUUCUGCAAAAAAAUAAAUAAAAAAAGCUAGUCAAAGAUCACCUCUAUGACAGCAAUUUAGUGUUUUUAAGAAUCUGCUGCAAAAGUUUUUUAAACUGGACUAAUUGUAAUGAUGAAAAAGAGAGGACCUAAGACGGAACCUUGAGGAACACCACUAGUAUAACGGAAGAAGUAAACAAGCUGCAGCAACACCUUACUUACAUGAUCACAUGAUGAAAAAUAUGUGUAACGGCCAAAAAAAAGGGGAGGACUUUAAAGGGGUGCCUUGAGGAAGGCCUCAGUGAUGUCAAUCACAAGUUUGCCAGCAAGGUUCAAAUGUUUAACACUCUAACAGGAACGUGCUAGAAUUUUUAUUUUAUCCAAUCCAAUCCACUUUUAUUCAUAUAGCACAUUUAAACAACAAAAUGUUUCCGAAGUGCUGCACGACAAUAUUAAAAACAACAGUAAAAUAUUAUCCUUAGCUCCACCAAUGACUGAAUAAAAACAAAAAAAUAUAUACAUAUAAAACCAAUAUAAAAUAAAUAUGAUUAAAAACGAUUUUAAAGGGUAAAGCCAAUUAAAACAGUAAACAGAAAUCAACAUUUUAAAAACACAGAGGACCGCAGUUUAGAUAGUUUAGUUAAGUUUAGUUAACCUGCUCAGUGGCCUUGUGGUUAGAGCAGGGGUCCCCAAACUACGGCCCGCGGGCCGGAUACGGCCCCCCAGCGUCCAAAAUCCGACCCGCGGGAAGUCCCAAGUAAAAAAAAAAAAAAAAAA
This is a messenger RNA of Entelurus aequoreus (snake pipefish), 8322 nucleotides long. RefSeq names its product adenosine deaminase RNA specific B1b (gene adarb1b). Gene Ontology annotation, molecular function: double-stranded RNA binding; double-stranded RNA adenosine deaminase activity; tRNA-specific adenosine deaminase activity. Gene Ontology annotation, biological process: RNA processing; adenosine to inosine editing. Bases 386 to 2632 code for a protein of 748 amino acids. The record is from RefSeq and is a predicted model, not a curated record. NCBI's taxonomy places the organism in Eukaryota, Metazoa, Chordata, Actinopteri, Syngnathiformes, Syngnathidae. Gene Ontology annotation, cellular component: cytoplasm; nucleolus. The transcript is spliced from 10 exons.